Messenger RNA from Camellia sinensis, 855 nucleotides. The record is from RefSeq and is a predicted model, not a curated record. Lineage: Eukaryota; Viridiplantae; Streptophyta; Magnoliopsida; Ericales; Theaceae.
UUAUGCACAUCCACUGAUCAUUCUCAUCAUCCAUGGUUUUACUAUUGAUAUUAUCAGUUUGCUAGAAGGGUGUAACGUGAAUUUGGAUGAUAUGAAAGUUGACUACAAUAGAAUCUAUAUGCCAACUGGAAUGUAAAUGUUCUUAUCAUUUGGUUAAAAAUGCCAGAUCCAUGUUUGUUAAAAAUAUACCAUGUUUGUAUUUGGAUAGAGCUUUGUAUAUGUUGAAAAGUGAAGAAGAAGAAAAAAAGAGAAAAAGUUUUCAUAGAGCUUUGUAUUUGGAUACCUAAACAGCUUAAGAUGUUGGGUUUUAGUUCUUUUUACAAAGUUUUGUUGCACUGUUAAAAGGUUUAUUGCACUGUCAGUAUCUUCUGUUGUUGUUUGGUUCUCUGUUGUUCUUUGACUAAAACCUCAGUGGUCAGUUUGGCCCUUAUAUGUUCGUUCUCUCGUAUGAGGAGUCAUCUCAAUUUAGGAAUCUCCAAACUAGAAGAGGUUUCAGAUGAUACAGUGAAAGCUGUGGCUGAUACUUUAAAGAAUUCUACUUUUCUUAAGGUUUUUGAAGAUGGUAAGAAGAUUGGUAGGGCUACUGAGCUUUUGCCGCCAGAUGAGGUCAUAGAACAAUCAGACAGUAGGACAAUCGCCGCAUCACCCCUAGAGUAUGAUGUCAAGCUUGAACAUGUGGAAUCCUUCUUUGGUCAGUUUGCCAAGGUUAAUAAUGUGAGGAUGCCUCGCCAUAUUGCAGACAAAAGGUUAUUUUGUGGCACUGCUUUGGUUGAGUUCUCGACUGACGAAGAUGCGGCUAGCACAUUUCUUGCUUGCACCAUGCUUCUCUACUUCACCUUGCUUAAGCCCCUUUGA